Xylaria bambusicola is the source of this 2517-nucleotide messenger RNA. RefSeq names its product fungal-specific transcription factor domain-containing protein. The record is from RefSeq and is a predicted model, not a curated record. Gene Ontology annotation, molecular function: DNA-binding transcription factor activity, RNA polymerase II-specific; DNA binding; zinc ion binding. Bases 1 to 2517 code for a protein of 838 amino acids. Gene Ontology annotation, cellular component: nucleus. The transcript is spliced from 5 exons. Lineage: Eukaryota; Fungi; Ascomycota; Sordariomycetes; Xylariales; Xylariaceae. Gene Ontology annotation, biological process: regulation of DNA-templated transcription; DNA-templated transcription.
AUGACACCUACACCUCCUUCGGCGGCGACCUCCUCAUCAGGUCAUUCACCAGAGGAACAAUUUCGUGUAGUCCGGCGGAGAAAUCGGGUGCCACUAAGCUGUUAUCCAUGUCGGACGAGAAAAUUAAAAUGUAACAGGGGGGCUCCAAGCUGUGAAAACUGUGUCAAACGUGGUGAUACGCAAUCAUGUGUUUAUGCAACACCAUCUAGUCGGCGGAAGAACCAAACCAACGCCGGGGCCGACGCAACUCCUGAUGAUAUGCAAAAUCGUAUUGACCGUUUAGAAGGGUUAGUAUUGAGUUUGAUGCAUGGUGGUGCUAAUAUCGACGCGCCGACUGCUGCGGCGGCAGCUGAAGCUACAUCGGCGCGGAAUGCGUCGCUCUCAAAUGCAGAUAGCGCAUCUUCCGCCCGCCUUGACCGAGACAAUGAGGAAAUGACGGCAGAUGUCGAUGAAGAAGCAAGUGAUGUGGACGAAAAUCUGGCCGAGUCACUGGGAGUACUCAAAGUCGAUGCUGAUCUGGGCAAAUCGAUGUACGUUGGACAGGAGCAUUGGCAUACCCUCCUCGCUGAUGUCACUGAAGUGAAAAACUUCUACGCCUCACACAAGAAAGACUUGGAAAACAGCUAUCGCCGUGUGAUGUCCUCAAAACCGCCUACAGCGCGAAACUCGCCCAUAUUUCUACUAUCUGCGCCACCCUCGUCCGAAGUCGAAUUAAGGGCCGAGCUCCCACCAAAGACGGCUAUCACAACGCUAGUAUCGCGAUACUUUAAUUCUCUAGAUACAGCCGCUAGUAUAAUACAUGGGCCGACCUUCCAGCAGCAGUUACGAGCCCAUUGGCAGGAUCCAUCAAAGUCGUCCAUAAUGUGGAUAGGAUUAUUAUACUCCAUGCUAUGUCUAGCCAUGCUUAGCUAUCACAAGGUUGGGGACGAGCCUCCGGAAUGGCAAGGAAGGUCCUUAGAUUUGGCGGCGGAAUAUCGAUUGCGAACCGUUCAAUGUCUUGUCGAGGCUGAUUACACGAAGCCUGUAGAGUAUACGGUAGAGACUAUGCUACUGUACCUUUUUGGAGAAUAUUCUUCUCGCUGGGACGCUGACUUAGGCCUCUGGCUUAUCACGUCUCUUAUUACAAGGAUAGCCUUUCGAAUGGGUUAUCACCGAGAUGCGGAAUGGUUUCCUUCCAUUUCACCUUUUCAAGGAGAAAUGAGGCGGCGAACAUGGGCGCUGUUGAGAAUGGCAGAUAUUAUGUUCUCCUAUCAGGUCUCACUACCUACCAUGAUAUACGAGCACGAUACUGAUACAAAGCUGCCGCAUAACAUAUUUGACGAGGAAUUUGGAGUCAAUACUAAAUCAUUACCGCCUUCAAGGCCAGUUACAGAGCCUACGCCAAUAGCCUAUAUGAUAGGGAAAUCCAGACUCUCUUUCCAGUUCGGUAAUAUCCUUCAAGCAGUCACUCGCGUAGGAAAGCUUGUGCCGUAUGACGAGAUCUUGCAGCAUGAUCGAAAGCUUCGCGAGAUCAUGGACGAAUUUCCGCCCCAUCUGAAAGUCCAACCUUUGGAUGGGUCUCACGACCCUGUUACUCUCAUCAUAGCGCGAUACAAUCUAGAUCUCCUUUUUCAGAAAAUCAUGUGUAUGUUGCACAGAAAGCAUAUAAGCAGAGCCAGGCAGAAUCCCCGGUAUGCGCAUUCCCGCCGCAGUGCCAUUGAAGCGGCACUAGGGACGCUAAACCACUUGAAAUCCAUUUAUCGUGAGUGCCAGCCAAACGGCAGACUUCGAACAAUGAAGUGGUAUGUUUCCUCGACAUCGAGGGAUACACUCCUCCCCACCAUGAUGGUGAUCAUGGAACUUCAUCACGACCACAUGGCGAACGCUGCCGGUAAGAGACAAAACUCUCACGCCGCGUACUUCUGGACGCCCGAACAGCGCCAGGAGAUGAUACAGACGCUCGAAGACGUCCGCGAGAUCUGGUCAAAACUGUCACAGGAGUCAGUAGAGGCAUACAAGGCAUGGAACAUUCUGAACAUAAUGUUGGAGAAGAUAAAGAACCCCGAGCCAGCGCCCACCAAUACGGCAGACGCAGCAGCGAACAGAGCAGAAAACCUAUUCGGCAAUUUCAACUCCGACAACGUGCAGCCCGAACACACAGCAGCAGCCAUGACAUUAGGGAUGCUUUCGGGGUCGACGCCAGCGAGCACAUUUCAAUCCCCUGGCGGGACGAACUACCCCAACCUCGAUCUCGGCGCAAAUAUGGGUCUCGGCUCAUUGCCGGACUUCCAGCCCGAUCUUGGAGCCAUCAAUAACGCGGCGUCGCCAUUCUCAAUGUUUACAAAUCUGGGCAGCGCUAACAACAUGGCCAUUGACCAGAAUUUUGAUUGGGAUGUGCUCGACAACUAUGCGCAGACGGCAAGUUGGACAGACCAGUCGUUCGGGUUCUUCGCGGGGAACCCUGAACAGCAGUCGCAACAAGAGUCGUCUACCGAUGGACCGUUUGCCUUUAUCAAUCCGCGUACAUCUGGCCCUUGA